Molecule: messenger RNA, 3433 nt
Organism: Pseudophryne corroboree (corroboree frog)
Lineage: Eukaryota; Metazoa; Chordata; Amphibia; Anura; Myobatrachidae
Gene: ARHGAP18
Product: Rho GTPase activating protein 18
Exons: 15
Coding region: 213-2204 (663 amino acids)
Biological process (GO): signal transduction; regulation of actin filament polymerization; regulation of small GTPase mediated signal transduction
Cellular component (GO): cytoplasm
Molecular function (GO): GTPase activator activity
Source: RefSeq, a predicted model, not a curated record
GUAUUGUAGCGUGUGACAUUGAUCAUGACUGAGUCAUUGUGUUGCAUGAGGAAACAGAAUGAGCGGAGUCCCUCCCUUGUCUCAUUACCUACUGUGAUGUUUGGGGGAGGAGGAGCUGCUACAGCUGCCUUAGCAGAGAGUUGCCUCGAGGCAAGACGGGAACAAGUACUAUCUAUUCAAGACGCUGCUGGUGAAAAUAUGCUGGACACACCAUGAGCUGGCGGCCUAAUAGCACCCAGGGAGUAGUCCUGACAGCGUACCAUGCCUCCAACAAGGCUGCUGCAACAGGUAGCAAUGCCAAGGACUACUCCCAGGUCUCCCCUAGAAGUCGGAAAUCUGGCCAGUAUAUGAUGAACCAUGGAAGUGCAAACCCUGGACUAGAUAAAGUAGCAUUCAACCGUUCAGGAUCACAAGACUCCUUAGAUGAACUGUCACUGGAUGACUACUGGACAGAAGUAGAGAACAUUAAGACGAGCUGUGAUAAUAGUCAACAGGAACAAGAUGUUGUUGUUAAAGAGCCAGACGAAGGGGAACAGGAAGAGGAAUGGCUCAAGGAAGCUGGACUGUCCAUUUUGUUUGGCGAGUGUUCCUCAGACUCCCAUGAGAGCAUAGUGCUCCUUUCUACUUUGACAAGAACUCAGUCAGCUGCUGUCCAGAAAAGAAUUGAUACUGUAAAACAGACCUUGAGGAAAAAGAACAAACACCAUCAGAUUCCUGACGUCCGGGAUGUGUUCAGGCAGCCAGAAAGCUCAAAGGACAAAGAUGAAUGUUUGAAUGGAUUUCAAUCUACAGAAAAAAGUGAAGCAACAAAUGACAAAGAUGAAAAAUGUCUUCCAAAAAAUGAAAAUACAGAGGGGUCAGUAAGCCCAGUGGAAGAUAUGCCUCUUCCUGAGACUGAUAUCAAUCUGGAAAUUUCAUUUGCUGAGCAGGCUUCAAAUCUCAAAGAAUUCAGUGCAAUCAGAAAUGAGAAGGAAGAUGACUCUCUGUUACCAAACUACAGACUUCCACAAGAUAAAACCGGCAUUACAAAGAUUGGUGACUUGGCACCACAGGAUAUGAAGAAGGUGACUUCUCUAGCGCUGAUUGAGCUGACUGCUUUGUAUGAUGUCCUGGGCACUGAACUUAAACUACAACGAGCUGCCAAAAUAAGAGUUAGAGAGUCUGGGGUUUUUCGGGUACCUCUAGCCAUCUUGCUGGAGCAAGAUCAGAAGAAAAUUCCAGGCACCAAAGUCCCACUAAUAUUUCAAAGUUUGAUUGGUCUAAUAGAGAAUGGAGGACUGGACACAGAAGGCGUACUGAGAAUACCCGGAGUUUCUUCAAGAAUAAAAGCUUUAUGCCAGGAACUGGAAGCCAAGUUUUAUGAGGGAACAUUCAACUGGGAUACAGUGAAGCAGCAUGAUGCUGCCAGUUUGCUGAAGUUCUUCAUUCGAGAGCUCCCUCUGCCGCUUCUCACAGUAGAAUACAUGAAAGCCUUCCAUUCUGUGCAGUACCUCCCAUCAAAAAAGCAUCGUCUCCAAGCUCUGAAUCUCCUUGUCAUACUUCUUCCUGAAAUACACCGUGACACUUUGAAGGCUCUGCUCGAAUUCCUUCAAAGGGUCGUGGAUCACAGAGAGCAAAACAAAAUGACCCUGAAGAAUGUUGCCAUGAUAAUGGCUCCCAAUCUGUUCUCCACUCAUACCUCCCCUGUAAAAGCUAUGGAUCAGAGUGCUGUGACAAGUGCGGCCCGGACAGCAUCUGUGAUGCUUUUCAUGAUCAAAUACCAAAAGCUUCUCUGGACGAUUCCUAAGUUUAUUGUUGCCCAAGUAAGAAAGCAAAACAUUGUGAACCAGAAGAAAACCUCAAAAGAAAAGGCUAUGAAGAAGCUUUUGAAAAGAAUGGCAUAUGACCGGGAGAAGUAUGAGAAGACUGAAAAAAGCUUUGGUGAUAAUGAUAUACCCCAAGGAUUCAUACGGGUACAAGCCCCUCAGUUUUCCAAAGUGUCCAUGGCGGUACAGCUGACAGAAGAGCUAAAAGCUGGUGACAUCCUAGCACGCUUUCUCAGUCAAGAGAGCCCAUCAAGAAUCUUAAGGAAAGAAGAAGUUAGCUUGUAUGAAAUUGGAGGAAAUAUUGGGGAACGCUGUCUUGAAGAUACAACAUAUAUGAAAGAUCUUUCUCAACUCAAUCCCAAUGCUGAAUGGGUUAUAAAACCGAAGCCCAAAGAAUAAAAAUUUGGCAUAAUGUUCAAAAUGUGCAUAAUACAGUAUAUAGAAGUCAUUAAUUAUUGACAUCAUAUAUAAUAAUUGUAAUAAUGUGUUGCCUGGAAUAGCAUUCUCUGCUUAUAUGUUAUAUAGAGAAAAUGGCUAACUUUUUGCCAACAUUUAACCUAUCCAUUGGUAGUAAUUGCCUAAACCAGAUGCCUUAACUAUAUUGGCUUUCUUAAAUAUGGCAAAUUUUGUAUCUUAAAGCAUGAAUUAAAAUGAAAUCUAUGAAUAUCUAAACCAGUCCAACUAGUAUAUUGAAAGAGUGGUAGCUAUUUUUUCAGAAUUGUUUAAUCUAUGUUGGAUAAUGUUAUUUUUUAUUAAUGUUCAUCACGAAUAUACUUGUUUUCUCGUUUGAAAAUAAAAUAAUGACUAAAUCUAAUUUGCAUUAAAUUAAGUAAAUGAAGGAACAUUGCAGCAAGUAUGUAUAUAUGUUUUGUUUGUAUAUAAAAAUAAUUUUGUUAUAAAUGUAUUUAUGAGUCUGUUUUAGGGAUCUGUGGUUGUUUAAAAUAAGGCGAAACCAAACCUUAUUUACAUUUUUAUUUUUUAUUUUACCCUUUGUGCUCCUUUUUUGUAUACUGUACAGGGCUUACACCUUACCAGCUUGUUAAUGUGUUUACUUGUGCUCAUUAAUUUUUAAUAUGGCUGUUCAAUUAAAAGAAACCUGAUAGCCGUAAUUCACUUAUGUAGAAUAAACUGCAAAAAUGUGUUUGAUUUGAACCACUCCUGUUAGCACUACUGCUACUAAAAAUGCAUUUUGAAAAAUGUUAAAUAAUAGCAGAUUCCAUAACACAGGGGUUUUUUUUUUACAGGGUUUUUGUUUUCUUACAGUUGUACUAGCAACAUUUUAAAUGAGGACAUUAAUUUUCUAUGUUGCAGACGUGUUAUUUUUUCAAUAUAUGUUUUUAAUUUGGUACAAUUUUGUUAAUCUAUUAAAAUUCUUACAUGUAAAUGUUUAAAUUAAGGAUCUCUCUUAAUAGGAUCAGCAGGUUCAAAUGUUUGCCACAGUAAAGGUUGUGUUAAUCAACUAAUUAAAUAUAUAUACUGUAAAGAAAAGUAAAAUUACUUGAUUUGUCUACAUUCAGUCUUAAAACCGCAAUGUCCUUUCACCUAUUCUAAGUAAAAUGAAGAAGAGUUCAUUUUGUGUUGUAUUAUUUUAUUUGUCACUUUGUACAUAAAAUACAUACUGCAAACUA